AUGGAUGAAUCAGUUCUAUGGUGUAGUCUACUCGUUGUAGUUGACUUCUACUUCUUACCUAACGAAAGGUAGAAGUAGAAGUCAACUACAACGAGUAGUUGACUUCUACUCGUUGUAGUUGACCUACUUCUGGUGUCUGUGUUUACCUUAGACUUGGUAUUAGUAUCUAUUCUUCAAAGAAGUCACCCUCUCUUCAACAACAAGAAUCUACUCUUCAACAAGGUGGAGUGUGAUCGUCAUGCCUCUGCACCACGGGCUAAAAAAAGCAGAAAAAACCAGUAUUGGAUUAUCAGCUGGAAUGACAUUGACCAUAAGAUGAAUGAACAACCACAUUGUAGAUAGCUUCAUAGCUAAGUCCCAGGAGUUUAAUACUAAUUUUUAGUCUUCUCCCUACUUCUGCCGGACAAGAGUUGUAGAUACUACCUAGAAGUCUACUUAGUACAACUACUUAGUACAACAUUGAUGAUCAAAUAAUUGGGAUUCGAAUUGUUCUCUAAAGAUAACGUUGUAGACUUGGAAUCAUUUUCAAUAGAAGUUGCAAGCUUGAUAUGGACGGAUUAGGACUACAUGCAAAAUAAUCAAGUUCUUUG
Molecule: messenger RNA, 590 nt
Organism: Amoebophrya sp. A25
Lineage: Eukaryota; Dinophyceae; Syndiniales; Amoebophryaceae
Source: the annotation of a GenBank genome assembly